GACGACGAAAGGACAUAAGUAGUGAGAGCGAAGGAAACUAUCCAGUAAGCCAUCGGAUCUCCUGCCUGCCGGAGCAACCAACUUGAAGGUGUGCUCAAAUACUUGGACUUGAUUUAGUCGCCAUUGAACUUCAAUACUCUCAAAAUGGUUGUUCUAGCAGCCUCCAUUACCAGUAAAUCUGGCAAAGCACUUGUUUCAAGGCAGUUUGUUGACAUGUCGCGGAUUAGAAUUGAGGGGCUUCUUGCAGCUUUUCCAAAGUUGGUUGGAAGUGGGAAGCAACAUACCUAUGUUGAGACGGAGAAUGUGCGCUAUGUGUACCAGCCAAUUGAGAGCUUGUAUCUGCUACUUGUAACGAACAAGCAAAGCAAUAUUCUUGAGGAUCUGGAUACAUUGAGGCUUCUUUCUAAAGUUAUCCCUGAGUUUUCUGCCUCUUUAGAUGAAGAAGGCGUUUGCAAGUAUGCUUUUGAGCUGAUUUUUGCUUUUGACGAAGUCAUUUCCCUUGGGCACAAGGAGAAUGUAACUGUUGCCCAGGUGAAGCAAUACUGUGAGAUGGAGAGUCAUGAGGAGAGAUUGCACAAAUUGGUGUUACAGAGUAAAAUCAAUGAAACCAAGGAUGUCAUGAAGCGUAAAGCUAAUGAGAUCGAUAAAAGCAAGAUUGAAAGGGGAAAAAUGGACAAAGGUGGCUUUUCAUCUUUACAAUCAAUGGGUUCAAUGGGUUCAAUAGGAAGAAUGGAUAGUGGCUUUGGUAAUGAUACAGGUAUAUCCAGUGGUAAUACAUUUGGAAGUGGUUCUGGAUUUGGAUUAAGCUCUGAUGUCGACUCCUUUUCAAGCAAGUCUAAAGGUCGUCCAAGUUCAGCUGUUAGUGCUCCAAGUAAAGGGAUGGGUAUGCAGCUAGGUAAAUCACAAAGGGCAAACCAGUUCYUGGAAUCACUGAAAGCUGAAGGUGAAGUGAUUGUGGAAGAUGUCCGACCAAGUGCUAAUCCAAGCAGAGCAUCUGCUCCACCACCUACUGAUCCUAUAACUUUGACAACUGAAGAAAAGCUCAACGUGACACUAAAGAGAGAUGGUGGUGUCAGCAACUUUGAUGUGCAGGGAACCUUGUCUCUUCAAAUACUUAACCAGGAUGAUGGGCUUAUCCAAGUUCAGGUUGAAAGUGGGGGUAAUCCAGAAAUCAAAUUCAAGACACAUCCUAACAUUAACAAGGAGUUGUUCUCCAAUGAAAAUAUUCUGGGAUCCAAGGAUCCUAACCGCCCGUUUCCUGCUGGCCAGUCUGGUGAUGGUCUUGGUCUCCUGAAGUGGAGAUUGCAAAGCAAAGAUGAGUCGGAUGUGCCAUUGACAAUUAACUGCUGGCCCUCUGUUUCUGGAAACGAAACCUACGUUAGCAUCGAGUAUGAAGCUUCGUCAAUGUUUGAUUUACAAAAUGUUGUUAUUUCGGUCCCUCUUCCGGCUCUUAGAGAGGCACCAAAUGUUAAGCAGAUCGAUGGGGAAUGGAGGUAUGACUCCAGAAACUCAAUAUUGGAGUGGUCUAUCCUUAUAAUUGAUGACUCAAAUCGCAGUGGGUCGAUGGAGUUUGUGGUUCCUCCAGCUGAUUCUUCAGCUUUCUUCCCUAUUUCUGUGCGUUUCUCGGCAACAAGUACUUUCAGUGGCAUGAAGGUUGCGAGUAUUUUGCCACUAAAAGGUGGAGCUGCUCCGAAGUUUUCUCAGAGGACGCAAUUGGUGACGGAAAGCUACCAAGUUGUUUGAUGGAAGUUGUUAUUGUAAAAGCAUAACUACUUGACGGAAUCCCGGAUUUCAAAAUCGUUGUGUUUUUGUUCGCUUUCGUAUUAAUCAUUGUGUUGUUUUCAAACCAAAAUUGAGUGCAUAUUGGGGAAGUAGUUGUGUAUUCUGGCUCAUUUCGUAGAUUGAUGAAACCGGUCAUGGUGUUUGGAGCAAGAUACCAGGAAUGGCUUGCAAGGGUAAAAUUGUCAUUACAUGU
Messenger RNA from Cynara cardunculus var. scolymus (artichoke), 1975 nucleotides. RefSeq names its product coatomer subunit delta-like. Lineage: Eukaryota; Viridiplantae; Streptophyta; Magnoliopsida; Asterales; Asteraceae. Gene Ontology annotation, cellular component: COPI vesicle coat; cytosol. The record is from RefSeq and is a predicted model, not a curated record. The transcript is spliced from 12 exons. The coding region runs from base 145 to 1743 and encodes 532 amino acids. Gene Ontology annotation, biological process: Golgi localization; retrograde vesicle-mediated transport, Golgi to endoplasmic reticulum; endoplasmic reticulum to Golgi vesicle-mediated transport.